Molecule: messenger RNA, 3212 nt
Organism: Gadus macrocephalus (Pacific cod)
Lineage: Eukaryota; Metazoa; Chordata; Actinopteri; Gadiformes; Gadidae
Gene: ppic
Product: peptidylprolyl isomerase C
Exons: 6
Coding region: 292-882 (196 amino acids)
Biological process (GO): protein folding; protein peptidyl-prolyl isomerization
Cellular component (GO): intracellular membrane-bounded organelle
Molecular function (GO): peptidyl-prolyl cis-trans isomerase activity
Source: RefSeq, a predicted model, not a curated record
AAUUACUAUGGCCGCGCCAUGGACCUAUCCAAGACUCCGCCCGCCUCUAUUUCUGAUUGGUCCGUCACACACGUCAGCCCUAUCUUUUACUUGCUUGAUAUUAGCUGCUAGGGUUAGGGUUAGAGGUUAGGGUUUAGGGUUAGAGCUCUUUUGUGACGCUCACAGCGAGGGUAGAGUUUUAAAGCGUCCAGUUGAGCUGCAUGCAACCCGGCCAAUGACAGAAAGAGUAGGGCGGGUCUUGGCGUGGCCAUAGUAGGAUUCGUAAGACGCUUCCCGAUGUGAGAUGCUGUGAUGGAGGUCGGAGCGGUGGUGUGUGCGGCGCUGGUACUGUGGACCACCGCUCAGAGCCACACGGGACCGAGGGUCACCGAGAAGGUGUUUUUUGACGUCACAGUAGCGGGUCACGAGGUGGGGAGGAUUGUCAUUGGUCUGUUCGGCGAAGUCGUCCCACUCACCGUCAACAACUUUGUUGCCCUAGCAACCGGAGAGAGAGGGUUUGGCUACAGGGGCAGUAAGUUCCACCGGGUCAUCAAGGACUUCAUGAUCCAGGGAGGAGACUUCACCGCCGGCGACGGGAGUGGAGGACGCAGUAUCUACGGAACGACGUUCCCCGAUGAGAACUUCAGACUGAAACAUCUGGGAGCUGGCUGGGUGAGCAUGGCUAACGCUGGUCCGGACUCCGGCGGCUCCCAGUUCUUCAUCCUGGCGACCCGAGCGCCCUGGCUGGACGGGAAACACGUGGUGUUUGGGAAGGUCCUGGAGGGCAUGGCCGUGGUCUCUAAGCCUCUAAGCCCUGGCUCUGUCCCCAGGCCGUGGUCCACACCGUGGAGCUGCAGGACACUGACGAGCGGAGCCUGCCUCACACCGAGUGCGUGGUGGUGAACAGCGGCAGGAUCCCAGUGAAGGAGGCCUUCAGCCUGGAGGUGGAGGGCUGGUAGCCUGCCCACACGCACACAAACACCCACACACACGCACACAAACACCCACACACACACACACAAACACCCACACACACACACACAAACACCCACACACGCACACAAACACCCACACACACGCACACAAACACCCACACACACACACACAAACACCCACACACGCACACACAAACACCCACCCACACACACAUAGACACGCACACACACAAACACCCCACACACGCAAACAAACACCCACACACGCACGCACACAAACACCCACACACACCCACACAAACACCCACACACGCACGCACACAAACACCCACACACACCCACACAAACACCCACACACGCACACAAACACCCACACACACGCACACAAACACCCACACACACACACACAAACACCCACCCACACACACAUAGACACGCACACACACAAACACCCCACACACGCAAACAAACACCCACACACGCACGCACACAAACACCCACACACACCCACACAAACACCCACACACGCACGCACACAAACACCCACACACACGCACACAAACACCCACACACCCACGCACACAAACACCCACACACACCCACACAAACACACACGCACGCACACAAACACCCACACACACACGCACACAAACACCCACACAAGCGCACACACGUUUCAUUUUACAUUGUACGCCAAUGAAGACAGUAUGAGCGACGAAGCAAACAGGCUUUGUGUUUCUGUGUCUGGUGGUUUGUCUGCAUCGUUCAUCAGCCUCAUCUCCUAACCCUAACCCUAGCCUCUCCUAACCCUAAACCUAACCCUAUUCCCUACACAACGACUGGCAUGUAUCAGUUCAGUUAUACCAAAAACAUGUUAUACUUGUUUUCUAUAUUAUUAUGAUUUGAUAUGGAAGGAGACCGGGCCAAUAACGUUAAAACGCUUCUCCGAGCGUGAACAGGUGAGAGUUGUCAACAUUGAACCCUGAAGUAAGCUGGUCCCCAAAGGCUUGGUCAUCCUUUGACCACAGGGGGCGCUAGAGCUCCCAGCCUUAACGGCCACUGCCCUCGCCCCGAUUUAUUACCAAUACCAUUGAUCUGUAUCUUUAAAGUUAACCAUGAACCCAAAUAACCGAAUGACCAAUGUGGUAAACAUGGGUAACUUAAGGUUUGGAGAAAUCACAAUGAACAAUCCUGUUCAAUGUCCAAGGUGCUGACAAAUCUAUCAUUCAAACAAGAACAGGUCUGUUAAGUCAGCCGUAAACAGUUCAGUGGCCUGCUUGUGAUUAGCCCUGCUAGCACUAGGGUGUUGGCAAGCCUGCAUUCAUUAAAUCGUAAUCCUCCAUUGCAAAAAUACAUUAUUUUAUUGCCAAAUUAUUCUUGUUUUGUAAAGUUUUCCACUUUCUGAAUUCUCUCUCUCUCUCUCUCUCUCUCUCUCUCUCUCUCUCUCUCUCUCUCUCUCUCUCCUCUCUCUCGUCUCUCUCUCUCUCUCUCUCUCUCUCUCUCUCUCUCCUCUCUCUCUCUCUCUCUCUCUCUCUCUCUCUCCUACCUUUAUCCAUGCAUGCAAACUUAAAAUCUUGUAGGCAUGCAGCAAUCACUUAGCCUAACAAUAUGUUGGUAGCAUGAAGCAAUUAGUUAGGCUAACAAUAUGUUGGUAGUAUGUAACACUGAGUUAGCGCGACAAUAUCUUGUUAGCAUGUAACAGAGUGUUAGCCUGACAAUAGCUUGUUAGCAUGUAACAGAGUGUUAGCCUGACAAUGUUGUGUUAGCAUGAAGCAGUGUGUUAGCCUGACAAUAUCUUGUUAGCAUGUAGCAGUGUGUUAGCCUGACAAUGUCGUGUUAGCAUGUAGCAGUGUGUUAGCCUGACAAUGUCUUGUUAGCAUGAAGCAGUGUGUUAGCCUGACAAUGUCUUGUUAGCAUGAAGCAGUGUGUUCAAUAUCAUAACGAACUUCUUUCAUGUUUGAAUCUGGGUUUAACCAACGCGGUCAACGCUGUAUCGUGUUACCUGAACAAAGUGAGUGUGAUGUAAUGCUAAAUGUUUCGGUUCUCAUCUGAGCUAAACAUGCUCCUUGUUUGCAGCUUCUUACGGUUAGAGUAGUACUUCAGGAUUUAUACCACUGUUAUAAUGUAUGAUCAUCUUUCAUAAAACAUAUAGAAAAUGACCUUAUUCUCUGUGGAAAAGGUAUUGAUAUCAUAUCUAUAUUAAGUCGGUUAGAUGACCUCUUCAGCAAACAUCUACCAAAACUGUAGCAGAAUGUGUCCAACCAGUAGUUUUCUACAAUAAAGAAUUUUCCUAAAUAA